AUGGAUACUUUGCCGAAUGAGAUGCUCGCGAAAUUGCUGCUCUGCCUGAAUCCGGUAGAUCGCCUCAAAUGUGCUCUGACCUGUCGAAGAUGGGCCCGGGCUGUGACCGCCCCUCAAUUACUGCACGAUGUCAAGCUAGUUCUCAGAGGACCAUAUAUUGAAGCAGCCCAACCGGUCCUGAUGAUGAAUCACCGAAAGUAUAGGAAUUUGAAAAUUGUGGAAGGUUUUCUGGACGCUCUCGAUACCGAGUUCUGGUCAAGGAUCGGGAGAAACCUCAGGGAUCUGCGUUUGAUUAGAUGCGAGUGGUCGAUCGAGGAUUUCUUCUCGAUUUUCCAACGAUGCAAAAAAGUGGAGUUCCUCAAAGUCUCAGCGCAAUAUUCGAAUCUGGCCCCGGACUCGCUCGAGAUACCCACGCACAUGAGUUCUGCAUUGAUUCGCAAGUCAAUGUGCAAUGUUCGACAUCUCCGACUCAAAUGUCUGCCGGGGAAUCCGCUGCUCGAAGGAAAUUUCUCCCGACUGCUCGCUUUGAUGCCCCAGAUAGCAUCUAUAUCGAUAUACUUCUCGUUUCAAGAUGACCUUGCUUUCUCGAAUACCCUCCAUAAUUUGUUGCAAUCGAACGUGAAGCCGACGGAGCUCGACCUUUCAUUCGCGUCCCUGGAAGACGAAGACAUCAUCAAGAUUGUGAGAAAGUACUCGGGGGUUCUUCAACGUCUCCGAUUGAGCGAUUGUCCCGAGCUCUCUCACGAGGCUUUCGUCGCCCUCGGUACUUGCUCGAAGUUGCGGCGCUUGGAACUCUUGGGCGCGAUCUUGGAAGACGACGAUGUGAAAGAGCUCCUCCGCCACGCUUCGGAACUCGAACAUUUGGAUAUUUCGGCUUACAAGAGAUUGACGAGACCGUCCUUGACCCAUAUCAAGAAUCUCACAAAGCUCCGGCACGUAGGACUUCUCCACUGCAUUGAUUUGGACAGUGAAUUCCUCCGCGAUUUAUGUACGGUUUCGGCUCUCCGACGCCUCGACCUGACGUACUCCGACGACGCGCUCGCAGUUCUCCAGAGUCUGUCGCCUGUCAGGAACCUUCAGAGCCUCAGUCUGGCAUGCAACCAUGUCGAUUCUGAGAGCAUCGACAUAAUCAUUGAAUGUUUCAAGCAACUGACGUACCUCGAGCUCGACUGUUGUCGCCGACUAACCGAUGCUGAUGGAAUCAAGUUUCGUCGCUUGGAGAACCUCACCACCCUGAAGCUGUGGGACGCUUAUCUUCUGACCGAUGUCACCUUCGAAAAUGGCGUCGGUUCGGAGUAUAUGGAGGAACUCGCCCUGGGAGGCUGCUCUCUGACAGCCGCGGGACUCGCGAGCAUAGCGGCUCAUCAUGAUCGUCUCAAGAAGUUCGUACUGCACCAGUGCCAUACCGCCACAGACGCUGGUCUGACGUAUCUCUUUCGGUCUGAAGCUUACCUCCAGAAAAUCGAUUUCAUCUCAUGCGAUCUCAUAUCAGAUGCGCUUCUCGAGUCUCUGGCAACACUUUGCCCCCAUCUCAAUACCAUAGGACUCGAAAACUGUAAUGUGAGCGAACUCGCUCUACAAACAUUCUCGGAUCUGAGACCAGCUGUCGAAGUUUUUUGA
Galendromus occidentalis (western predatory mite) is the source of this 1620-nucleotide messenger RNA. RefSeq names its product F-box/LRR-repeat protein 3. Gene Ontology annotation, molecular function: protein binding. Lineage: Eukaryota; Metazoa; Arthropoda; Arachnida; Mesostigmata; Phytoseiidae. Gene Ontology annotation, cellular component: SCF ubiquitin ligase complex. The transcript has 4 exons. Bases 1 to 1620 code for a protein of 539 amino acids. The record is from RefSeq and is a predicted model, not a curated record. Gene Ontology annotation, biological process: SCF-dependent proteasomal ubiquitin-dependent protein catabolic process.